This is a messenger RNA of Vigna angularis (adzuki bean), 1068 nucleotides long. RefSeq names its product actin-related protein 2/3 complex subunit 3. Gene Ontology annotation, cellular component: Arp2/3 protein complex; cytoskeleton. The record is from RefSeq and is a predicted model, not a curated record. Bases 370 to 894 code for a protein of 174 amino acids. Lineage: Eukaryota; Viridiplantae; Streptophyta; Magnoliopsida; Fabales; Fabaceae. Gene Ontology annotation, molecular function: actin filament binding. Gene Ontology annotation, biological process: regulation of actin filament polymerization; Arp2/3 complex-mediated actin nucleation. The transcript has 6 exons.
UGCUCCACUCCCAUCAUGCUCCACUCCCAUCUCUCUAAAAUAGCAAGAGGAUUAAAAAAACCACUAAAAACCUAAUUACCUAACCCAGUAAUAUGUAGUCCUGUCCUGUGUAUCAAAGGUGAAUGUAGGUGAGAAAGUGAUGCAGUACAUAUCCACAGUUCGGUUUGUGGGAUAGGAGAAGCAACACCAACACCCAAAACGGAGAGAAGGAAAACCAUUGAACCACGGAAUUGUUAACCAGCUUGGGAAGGCAUUGAGCACUCGGCCUGACGUAUAUUACCAACAGUAUAUUGCCAAGAACUCGCCAAGUUACAGAGACGCUUGAGUUGCAAUUGGAAUCUUCUUGUUCUUAUCGUGGCCACAAUAGUCAUGGUUUAUCACUCUAGUUUUGUGAACGAAGAUGUAGAGAGUAGAGCUUGUGGGUGUCCUCUUCUUCCUCUCAAGAGCCACAUCAAGGGACCUGCUCCUAUUUCAGAUCAAGAUACAACUGAUAUUGUGGAUGAAGCCAUCACCUUCUUUCGAGCCAAUGUGUUCUUCAGAAACUUUGACAUCAAGAGCCCUGCUGAUAAGCUUCUCAUAUACUUGACCUUUUACAUCAACAUCGCUCUUAAGAGGCUUGAAGGUUGUAGAACCUUGGCUGAAGGAACCAAGGCAAUCAUCAACUUGGGUCUUGAAAAGGUUCCUGUCCCUGGAGAGUCUGGCUUUCCAUUUCCGGGCCUUUUCCCCCUUCCUCAAUCACACGACGAAGCAGAAUUGUUCAGAAAUUAUUUGAAGCAGAUAAGGGAAGAAACAAGUGGGAGGUUAUUAAGCGUUGCAUACAGACCUAAUGGCACUCCAAAUAAAUGGUGGUUGGCAUUUGCAAAGAGGAAAUUUAUGAAUAUAAUCAUUCCUUGAACUGUUGGCGGUCAUGCAAUUCUUAAACCAUAGGUUGUGCUGUGAAAAGUACACUUAAAAAUACUGUUGAUCUGACAAUAAAAAAAAUAUAGUGAUUAUUGAAAGGCGUGUUAGUUGUCUGGUUUGAAACUUCCAUUUUGAUUUGAUUAUAUUCAAACCACUUGCUUGGUAGCA